Orbilia oligospora ATCC 24927 is the source of this 1038-nucleotide messenger RNA. RefSeq lists its product as uncharacterized. Lineage: Eukaryota; Fungi; Ascomycota; Orbiliomycetes; Orbiliales; Orbiliaceae. Gene Ontology annotation, biological process: canonical NF-kappaB signal transduction. Bases 1 to 1038 code for a protein of 345 amino acids. The record is from RefSeq and is a predicted model, not a curated record. The transcript has a single exon.
AUGGAAGAUAUAACUACGGCUUCCGGAAUCGACAAUGCAUACGUCACUUCAACUGCAAAAAAGGGCAAGCUAAAGCUCAAAUCUAAACGACGGUCCCACCGCCAUGACCACAACGAUCGAGAACGUGACCGAGAGCGGGAACGGCGACAAUAUCGAAGCCAUACCCGCUCUCGAUCUCGAUCUCGAUCUCGCUCUCGUUCAGCUUCACCGAGCCGCAAGAAACGAAAGCAACAGCAACAACAACAACCAACGGUAGCCGAAACAGAUGAUCCAGCACUCUACGAUGAUGUUUUUCUACCUGGUCAAAAUAGUUUUAAAUAUAAAGAUCCCGAAGCCGCAUUUAGGGAAUCAUUGUUCGAGGCGAUGGCUGAUGAUGAGGGUGCAUCUUAUUGGGAAGGCGUGUAUGGACAGCCGAUACAUCUUUAUGAAAGGCCGAAAGUGGAGAAUGAGAGGGGAGAGCUGGAGAUGAUGACUGACGAGGAAUAUGCAGAGUAUGUAAGGAGAAGGAUGUAUGAAAAAACAGAUGAGUUCUUAGAGAAGGAGAGGAAGAGAAUUAAGAAAGAAAGAGAAAGAGAACGGAAGCGAGAGGAGGAAGAUAGGGCUGAAUGGCAGAGGAGGGAAAGAGAGAGAUUACUACUUGAGAAAGAAAGACGGUCGAGGAAGAAUAUCGAGAAGAUCAAGAAAGCAUGGGCGAUUUACACGGGUAUUUGGGACGAUAUUACAAAGAAGGAGAGACCGAAGUCGGGCCGGAUAGAGGUUCCGUGGCCCGUGGAGUCGGGACGUCGAAGGGAUAUAUCCAAGGAAGCCAUUGAGGAAUUUUUCAAAUCGGCACCGGGAGCGAGUAGCGGUGCUGACGGUUCAGAAAGCAAAUCUUAUGCUGAUAUCCUGCGACUUGAAAGAGUGCGGUGGCACCCGGACAAGGCCUUGCAGCGAUGGGGAAGAGAAGCAAUCAGUGAUGAUAUAUUGCAGGGUAUCACAGCCGUUUUUCAAAUUAUCGACUCGUUAUGGGCAGAAGAGCGCGAAGGUGAGAAACGCUGA